CCACACCAAGAUGGACGAAGCUACUGGCGCUGCGAUCAAAGAGGACGGAGCCGAAAACGAGCCCUUUAAUGGAGACAGAGCAUCUGAAAACAGCAACGGUUCACCGGCUGAGGACAUCGUGGACAGGGUUGGGGUUUUCUGCUGUCGGGAUUGCGGAGAAGCCUUCAGAGAGGAGGCAGCCUACUUGGAGCAUCGCCAACAGCAUCCCCAAGAAAACUGCGGAGUGUAUAUAGAUGACCAGUUGGAUGGUUUACAUGAUUCAGAAAAGGACAGUGAUGCAACAAAUGUCUGUACUUUAUGUUCACUCUCAUUUGUUGAACCGAGUGAAUUCCGCUCGCACAUGGAGAAGAACCACGGUCAAACCUCCCAGAAGGAGUCUGGUAUUCAGAUGAAUUCUGGGACAACAAAGCAGCACACCUAUGAAUGUGCAGACUGUGGGAAAUCUUAUGGUGUGAUCGGACACUUUCUCAACCAUCAGCGCUCACACAGACAAGCCUCGAAAUCAGUUUUUCACGACCUUGAACACUUGAAAAAGAAGUCGUUUCAGUGUGAGUCGUGUGGACGGAAUUAUUCUCGUGCAUCUGCUCUUGAUGCACAUCGUCGUUGUCAUGAGGGAAAGUUGGUAAAGUCACGAAACAGGAGUUCAGGGGAUUCAUUCCACAUUGAGGAGUCAAUAGUUGAAACCAAGCCCAGUGAAAACCAGUGCGAUGAUACUGAAAAACUUUUUAAGUGUUCUUGUGGUAAAGCUUUUACUGCUCUGUUGCGCCUGAAAACCCACCAACGAUUUAGCCGCAACAGCCAAUGCACUCCAGAAGAAAUGAAAGAAAAACCAAAGAAAAGCUACAAUGAGUUUUACUGUAGUGAGUGCAAAAAGGCAUUCAAUGGCCAUAUUGCCCUGUUCAACCAUCAGAGAUGGCAUGCUAACCACUCAGAUGAUUCUGCAAAAAGGUUCCCAUGUGAGGAAUGUGGAAAAGUAUUUAUGACUCUAACGUUCUACUACAGGCAUCAGCGUACGGCACACAGUGAUGAGACCCCAGCAAAAUCGUUUCACCAUCAAGUGUGUCAGCUACAGAAGAAGGCAUUUGAAUGUAAGGAUUGUGGGCUAAAGUUUUCAAGGGCUUCUGCACUUCACUCUCAUCAGCUUCAUCACACAGAUGUCUUCAAAGAAACAGAGGAGGCAGCCCAGACGCGUAUCUCUCUGCUACCUCAACAGAAAAUCUUGGAGGGUGAAGGGGAAGAGACUGAAAAGUUGGAGGAACUAGUAGAAUCAGAGAAUGUGCCUCUUACAAAUGUGGCUGAAGAAGACUCCCACGUAAAUGAGACAGAUGAAGAAAUGGAGAGUUAUGAACCUGGGGACUUUAACGUACAGGUGAUCAGUGCAAGUGAGUCUGAAGAUGAGCAAGUCCAAGACCUAAAUCCUGAUCUCGAGCUGCUGUGUGAAUCAGAUCAGGAAGGAAGAGAUGAGGGUGAAAUGGAAAUUUCACCCAUUAGUCUUGUUUCAAAACCAGAGAUGGAUUUGAAAAUUGUGCAAAUUGACUUUGAGCCAGCUGAGGAGCAGUGCACACUUGUAACCAGGGAAGCCGAGGAUAAAGCGACAGCGGAAAGAUUUGAUUGUCCAGAUUGUUACCGUUGGUUUACUAGUGCUUCAUCACUGCGUGUUCACAGAAUGUGGCACGGCAUUCAUAAGAGAAGACAACAGACUCAAGUGAAGCAGCGCAGAAUUGUGUGUAAGGAUUGUGGAAUGAAGUUUACAUCCUUGGAGUUCUUCAAUUCUCACCUACAUCAGCAUGCCUUGAGAGAGGAUGAAGAGGAAGAAGAAGCUCAGACAGGAGACGAGAUGAAUCAAGCAGCAGAAAUGGUCUCUGGGAAAGAUUUAGACCAGGAUGGGGAUGCAGAUUGGUGUGACAUGAACAGUUCAUCGCAAACAAAACCCUCUGGCUUAAUACAAGGCGUUGCAAUUGCUAAAACCUCUAUGAAGAACAAACUUCGAAAGGCUUAUGCUUGUUUGGUCUGUGGUAAGGUUUAUACGUACCUUGUUUCAUUCAGGAAGCACCAGCGGCUGCAUGAAAACCAAAAUUCUGAACCAAAAACUGUUCCAAGUUUGCAGAAGUAUGAGUGUCCCGAGUGUGGGAUGUCGUUCAUCAGGCAUGCUCGGCUACUUGGUCACAUGAGAAUUCACAGGCCACGCGAACUACCUGAAUCGGACACUCCCAGAUGUGAUCAGUGUAACAGAGACUUUCGUUCCAUAGAAUCAUGGAUGGCUCAUGUUGAUCAUCAUAAGCAGAAACCGUUUUGGUGUUUAAGUUGUGCCAAAGGCUUCAGAGAUGAAGAGUCACUUGAUAGACACCUGCAAAAUCACAAUCUGAAGAAAUUCGAAUGCAACAUUUGCCACAAACGUUUCCUCAUGUCUUCUCAGCUUAGAAAUCACUACAGCAUCCAUGAUGGAUCAAAGCCUUUCCAGUGUUCAUUCUGCGGGAUGAGUUUCUCCCAUCCCGGAAAUCUCAUUUCACAUCGAAAAAAGCAUCUUAGAGUUUAUGGCGGGUCCAGCGGUAUGCCUCUGGGAAUCAAAAAUUCGGUAAAUAGAAAGAAGCAAAUGAUAAAAAGGAAAAGAUUUUUUCUCACUAGUGUUAAAGAGGAGCCAGAAAUGGAAAAAUGCUCAGAAAUAUUGCCAGUAAUGGAAGACGCUGUGACAAAAAGAGAAACUCAAUGUGAGGAUGCUGAGUUUGGGGAUCAAGCUAACUCUGAAGAGUCAGAUUGUGGAGAACCUGUGCACCACUUUAAGUUCUCAAAACCAUCUGUCUUGCCUGGAUCGGAUCCACCUGACGAAGCUAAAGCAGAAACUGUACGAUCACAAACAGGACCGGAGCUUGAUGGGAGUAAGACCCAAGAAACAAACAUGCACAGAGAGCACAAGUAUUGGGAAUGGGAGUGUAUUGAGUGUGAUAUGGGUUUUGAUGAUGUGGCAAAGCUGCAUCUGCAUUAUAUAAAACAUGCUACCGGGGAGCUGCCUAUACCACAGGGUGACAUUUAGGGAUGAAGGCUCACAAAAGCAUUUAUUUUCUUGUACCUGUGCCUUUCUCACCACCUUUCUGCCUCAAUAAUUGGGGUAGUUAUUAGCCUUUAUCCUCUUAUUUUUCACAUUUCUAACAUCCAAAGGUAUAAGGUUGGCACAAAAACAGUAUUGUUGAAGAGUUAGUGAUAUUUCUUCAUGUCUAGCUUUAGGAUUUUGAAAGUCAAACUGACAUUUUUGUUGUAUCACAUUAAGGAUGGGAGUGAUUUCCGAUGUUGUAAAAGAGAUUACACUACAUAUGUCAACUGAAUAUUUUUGAUAUGUAAAAUUAGAUGAAAAGUUGGUGUUAGAAAACAUUUUAAUGAACCAAAAGGAAAUUAAAGUUACCCCUUUCUACCUAAUAAACUUAAUAAAAUACAUGUAAAAUGAAAAAUCUGAAACAAAGUACAUUAAAACAUUUUGUUUUCUAACAAAAAUGUGUGUUUUUGCUGUAAGCUGCUAUGUUCAUUACACUGAUUUUUGCAUAACUGUAGCAUUGUAAGAUGUUUAAGAACAAUUUAUAAUGCA
This is a messenger RNA of Thunnus maccoyii (southern bluefin tuna), 3577 nucleotides long. RefSeq names its product zinc finger protein 208. Gene Ontology annotation, biological process: regulation of transcription by RNA polymerase II. Lineage: Eukaryota; Metazoa; Chordata; Actinopteri; Scombriformes; Scombridae. Gene Ontology annotation, cellular component: nucleus. The transcript is spliced from 3 exons. The record is from RefSeq and is a predicted model, not a curated record. Bases 11 to 3031 code for a protein of 1006 amino acids. Gene Ontology annotation, molecular function: RNA polymerase II transcription regulatory region sequence-specific DNA binding; DNA-binding transcription factor activity, RNA polymerase II-specific.